AUGGCGGACGAAGUGUUGCUUCAUCGCUUUACUUCACAUAGCCUCGAUAAAUUCGCCGAGAUUGAAGAACUUGCAUCCGAAAUAUUGUCAGAUAGAGAGCAGAUUGUAGAGCUUGAUCGAAAAAGAAACAGCAAUCGAGAAGCACUUAGAGCUCUUAAAAAGAAAAGCCAAGGUGAAAAGUCGUGGGUUUGUUUUGGGAACACGUUUAUGAAGCUCAGUGACUCAAAGACAAAGGAAAUGCUUGAACAAGAUCAGAAAAAUGUUAAUGAAGAACUAGAAAACCUUAGAAAGGAGCUCAAACCUAAAGUGGCCAAACUUCAUGAGCUUGAAGGUUUACCAGAAGUCAAAGGCUUUAAUCUAUCAUCCAUGGGUAGCGAUGAAAUGGAGUUUAUUGCAGGGGUAAAAUAAUAAAAAUGAUCAGCACUUAUAAUUUUCCAGAGGAUUUCAAUUGUUYAUCAAGUUCUUUGUCAUCUUUUUGCUGAGGAAAACAACACCAGAAAAUGAUACUCCAUCAACUGCUCCAACUUCCAUCAAAAUUUCCAUGUCAAAGAAGGGAAGGUUUAUGUUAGCAUUCAGAGGUUGAGGAGAAAACUGGGACGAGUACUCAUACCAGUGCAUUUUGGGGUAGCUUUUAAAGAUAAAGAAAUAGACACUAUGUCCUCUAAUGUCCAAAAUGCACUUCAAUGCCAACUCAACCCAGUUUUUUCUGUUAAUGGCUAAUAUUUAACAUGUUAUAAAAAAAUAUAUAAAAUGUGUGUGCUUGCUGUGUGCAGUCAUAAAGCACCUGGGGGUUGGCAGAACAUGAGAGAUGCUUCUAGACCCUUCUCAAGUGUUCUUCCAAUCUUUAGGGCUCCUGUUGAUAACAGUAAAUUUAUUGUAUUUUACUGAUAGGAUAACCCUGUUUAAAUAAAAGUAUCUAUCUAUAAUCCCCAAGUGCUUUAAAUAUAGCUCCACACAGCACACAGCAAGCAAAUUUUUUUUUCUUUUAUAAAAUACAAAUUACAAUAACCAUUAUUUUAGAUAGGAAUGAUGCAGCUAAAAGUGCGUGCACAUGCUGCGUGGUCUCAUAAAGCACACACUCCCAACCAAUCAGAACGUGACAUAAUAAAUGUUGUAGUCAAAUACAGUAUGUAUCACUAAAGGCUGUCAGUACAAAUUAUUUGACAAAAUUUUUCACUGUUUACCCUUUCAUCUGCAAUUUGUGCACGAUAAGGAUCUUCCUGAAAUAGAAAUAUAAAAUAUUAGUAUUGAUAAGUCGUUUUCUUAAAUUCUAAAAACUGUUUUAAAUAAAAGCUUACACACUGAUGCUUUGAAAAGUUUAUCAUAAAUUUAAGAUGAUAGGUCUCAAGAUCUAAUYACCUUUCUCCAAUCCAUGAUGUCUUUUAGUUUUCGAAAGAGAAAAAUCCCUUUUCCUUGUGAUUUGGCGAUCUGAGAAGGUAUGAAAAAAAUUUACAAUACGAAAUUUCGAAAAAUUGAAGGAUGAAUGAAUGAAUGAAUGGAAAAGAGAUAGAAAAACAGACAGACGAAAAGAUAGAUUAUUUCAUGGAAAAUUGGAUAGACAAAUUGAUUGAUUGAUACUCUGGAUGGGUAGGUAGACUGAUGGUUAGGUGGAUGGGUGGACAAAUGAAURGAUGGGUUGGUAGAUAGGAUUAGAAAUUGGGGCAGCGAUGGUCUAGCACAUAUUUGGACGGAUGGAUGGUGUUGGAGAGUUGAAUAGGUAGAGUUAGGUACUGAGGGUUAGGUGGAUGGGUACACAAAAUGAUUGAUAGGUCGGUAGAUAAAAUUAGAAAAGGGGCAUUGAUGGUAUAAAAUAAGGAUAGAUAGAUGGAGGAAGAAAGAUGGACGGGAAGAUAGAAUCAUGGUUGGGUGCAAGUGGAUGGGUCAAGAAAUGGAUGGAUGGUUGGGUAGAUAGAUUAGUGGCAGUCAUGGCUGGUCUAUUGGAUAAAUGGACAAGUGGAUGGGCCGGGGAUGGAGAGUUGGAUGGAUCUAGACUAAUUGAUAGCACAGAUAAAUACAUAACAUAGCUGAUAUCAAAUGAUGAAUGGAUAAAUGAAUCGUUUUUUAAAAUGGGAUUUAAAACUUUUCUAAACACUUACAGGCUUCAUAAUCCAUGUAGUACCAGGAUUUCUCUUAAAUUCUUCAACAAAUAUAUGAUAUUCCAUCUAGGAGCAAAUCAAUAAAUGAAUAUCAUUGUCA
Messenger RNA from Actinia tenebrosa (Australian red waratah sea anemone), 2196 nucleotides. RefSeq names its product p53 and DNA damage-regulated protein 1. NCBI's taxonomy places the organism in Eukaryota, Metazoa, Cnidaria, Anthozoa, Actiniaria, Actiniidae. The record is from RefSeq and is a predicted model, not a curated record.